AUGGAAGCACCAACCCCCCCAACCACGGGCCAAACACCAUCGGCCCUGCUCUUCCAGUCACCGCCAUCAGAGCUCUUUGAAGGCGUUGUCUGCCCUCCACCAGAAUGGGCUGUCCAUGACGAGUCCAAUCCCCCGCUCCAACGUAGACAUAGCCAAUGGAUAACCUUACUCUGCGGCACCAAAUCCUUCCAGCUCCGCCGCGCCAUGUUACAACAACACUCCAUCUUCGCGCAACACAUGAAGCACAACCCCCACGACACCGAGAUUGAGCUAGCAGCCCUAAACGGUGACGAAGAAAUGGCAGUACACAUAGCCACAUAUCUCGAAGAUCCAGACACAUUCCCGUUAUUUCGGUCCGCGCAAUGGGGCUUCCACUACGCGUUGUAUCAUCACUUGCAGAAGGCUGCUCGUGCGCUGGAACUUUACGAUUUACAUGACUGGAUCGCGGAGAAGAGAUAUGUGCGGGCUAUCAAGACUGUUGUUGACACGACGAUCGAAGAGGUUGAACCAGGUCAAUUGCCAUCGACGGUGCAGUAUGAGGGAGAUGCAGAGGUGACUGUGAAUAUGCUGCAGAAAACGCGGUACUUUCAUUUUUGUCCCCGUGCUAUCCCCACGCACAGGGUAGAGCGGGACAAACAGAAUCGGUGUGGGAGGAAAUGUGAGUCACUUCAUGAACUUGGACAUUCGCAUCUGGAAGAGGAGCCGUAUGUGGAGAUCGUGACGGUGACGAAGAGGGUUGUGUUUGAUCCUGAGGUAUGCAGAAGGGUGGCUCCUGCAGAGGCAGGAGUUGACGAGUGCGAAGGAGACAUCAAACAACAUGGAUCGUGUCAGGAUGUCGAGCCAUUUGUGGGAGAUUUUAUGACAUAG
Plenodomus lingam JN3 is the source of this 867-nucleotide messenger RNA. RefSeq lists its product as uncharacterized. The record is from RefSeq and is a predicted model, not a curated record. NCBI's taxonomy places the organism in Eukaryota, Fungi, Ascomycota, Dothideomycetes, Pleosporales, Leptosphaeriaceae.